UACAUCACUUACAGCGGAAGUGUAUGUUAAUUGAUUUAGAUAGUAGCGGGCAGCCAAACUCAAUCUGCGUUGGAAUUUCACAUCAAUAAUUGGUGCUAGGCUACAAAUGUAUCUCACCAGUGCCUAAAACGAGAAAGUAGAAGCUCUUAUGGCUGUAAUUUCUGGGUGUUUCUCAUACUCCGCUUUCCAUUUCCCACUGCCUUCUUGUUCCACUCCAAGUUCUCGCCUUUCAGUGUCAAGAAUCCGAUUGUCAGCUUCCAUGAAUUCCAGCGAUGAGCUUAGAGCCAAAUUGAUGGAGUUUCCGCAUGUCUCUGCCCCGCACAGAGACCUAAUGGUGGAGCUGCUAUCCUCUGUGGAAACCCGCCUUGGCUCCUCGCUGCAACCUUGUAUUCUCCCACCCGAUGUACAACGCUUUGAGAAUCCUGCUGGCACCGCCUCUGCUUCUCUCCAGCUCAGACCCGGCCUGCCUUCUUCUCAGAUUGAUCUCAUAUUGGGAGGUUGGAUUCACUGCAAGUUGCCGUCUGGAGGAGCCUUGAACAUAACGAGCCUCUCUGGCUAUUUGAAAGCCUCGACUGAUGCGCCGCACUUCCUGCUGGAUCUCAUCCAGGGCAGCCCGACUUCGCUUGUCCUAAUUCUUGAUUUGAGUCCAAGAAAAGACCUCAUCUUGCACCCCAAUCACCUCAAGACCUACUAUGAAGAUACACAAUUGGACAGACACAGGCAACGCCUUCAUACGCUGCCGGAGGUGAGACCUUAUUUCUCACCGUCUCUUGGUGUACGAGCUCUUCUUUCUCCGACAGCAAUAAUAGUCACCAUAGAUGUUGGAACCAGUGAGACAACAAAUAUUGAAGAGAUCAUUCGGGACCAUGUUGGUCCAGUUGCAAAGGAGUUACUGCAAUUUUGGAUCGAAUCAUGCGCCUGUCCUGAGAGACAUGUUGAGGAGUCUGAAAUGGCUUAUUUAGCUGAAAGGGAUCGAAUAAUUAAGAAUACAGCUAUCGAGGUGGAUCUUGGUUCGAGUUUCCCAAGGUUGUUCGGGCAAGAUGUAGCUGAUAGAGUAUUAACUUUCCUAAAAGAAUAUUACAACAAAUAAUUUUCUGCCAUCUAGAUGUCUUAUAGGCAUUUAUUGCCAAAUCUUUUGCGUAUAGUAAGUUUAUUGGUCUCCAUAUUCA
Sesamum indicum (sesame) is the source of this 1169-nucleotide messenger RNA. Its product is annotated as red chlorophyll catabolite reductase. Lineage: Eukaryota; Viridiplantae; Streptophyta; Magnoliopsida; Lamiales; Pedaliaceae. The record is from RefSeq and is a predicted model, not a curated record. Gene Ontology annotation, biological process: chlorophyll catabolic process. Gene Ontology annotation, cellular component: chloroplast. Gene Ontology annotation, molecular function: red chlorophyll catabolite reductase activity.